Molecule: messenger RNA, 716 nt
Organism: Austrofundulus limnaeus
Lineage: Eukaryota; Metazoa; Chordata; Actinopteri; Cyprinodontiformes; Rivulidae
Product: mast cell tryptase
Biological process (GO): proteolysis
Molecular function (GO): serine-type endopeptidase activity
Source: RefSeq, a predicted model, not a curated record
UGUAUGUAUGUAUGUAUGUAUGUAUGUGUGUGUAGGUAUGAAUGUAAAUUUGGACUGAAACUGAAAGUAGCUUUAAUGCUUUAAUGAUCAUAAGGUACAGUGAGGAGCUGAACACGCCUCCUGGUUCUUGGGAUUUUUCUGAACAGGUUGUGGGCGUGCUCCUGGCAGCUAUAAAAGAGGCAGGUUAAUAAGCAGGUUAUUUGUGUUUGAACAGGUGAGCUUCGGUUGCAGUCAUGGGUUUGUGCCGGGCUGUGUGGGCAGCUGCUGCUCUCACUCUCCUCAUCAAAAUUGUGGUCAAGCAGCUCUGAACAGCAGGAUUGUUGGAGGACAGGUGGCUCCUGAAGGGAACUGGCCCUGGCAGGUCAGCCUCCAGACCACGUAUCAUUUCUGUGGAGGGUCUCUCAUCAACAACCUGUGGGUGAUGACUGCUGCUCACUGCAGGAUCAGUGGAAGCCUAUCUGCUCUGACAGUGUAUCUGGGUCUUCGGAGUCUGCAGGGGUCCAAUCCAAACCAAGUUUCUCGAUCAGUAGCUCAGAUCAUUGUUCACUCAAACUACAACUCUGCUACCAACGACAACGACAUCGCCCUCCUGAGGCUCUCCUCACCUGUAASCUUCAACGCCUACAUCUCACCUGUGUGCCUGGCAGCUUCAGACAGCACCUUCUACAGCGGAGUGAACUCCUGGGUCACCGGCUGGGGCAGCAUUGGAAGUGGAG